Molecule: messenger RNA, 1599 nt
Organism: Penicillium diatomitis
Lineage: Eukaryota; Fungi; Ascomycota; Eurotiomycetes; Eurotiales; Aspergillaceae
Exons: 7
Coding region: 1-1599 (532 amino acids)
Biological process (GO): transmembrane transport
Molecular function (GO): transmembrane transporter activity
Source: RefSeq, a predicted model, not a curated record
AUGACAGGCCAUAUCAAGUUCGCUGAUCCAGUCGGGGAGAAGAAAGAGGUGCGACUCUGCCGACGUGACACGAGAGACACGAGAGACAGCUCGACGAUCGAAAAGGGCUCGAUUCAUCGACCACAGUCGCCUGGAAAUGAUGUUGUCUAUCUGGAGGGAUGGCAGCUCGUCCUCACAGCCAUAGGGCUCCUGAUCGGCUUCUUUCUAUCGAAUUUGGACGUGACCAUUGUCAGCUCCUCCUUGACAAACAUCACAGACAGCUUGGAGGGGUUUGAGAAGCGAAGCUGGAUCAUCACGGGAUACCUCGCAACUUACACUGGUUUCAUGGCGAUAUGGACCAAAGCAAGCGAUAUCGUCGGACGCAAGCAUACUACCAUCGCCGCUCUGGUGAUCCUUCUCGUUUUUUCAAUCGCGUGUGGGUGUGCUCAGACUGUGGACCAACUGAUUGUCUUUCGAGCAUUGCAAGGCAUUGGCGGAGCCGGUGCUUACGCGCUCGCUAUCCUUUGCAUCUACGAGAUUGCCCCCCGCAAGAAAUUACCUUUCUACAGCGCUCUCAUGUCUUGUUGCUUGGCUCUGGCUUGCUUGAUCGGUCCAAUCAUCGGAGGAGUUCUUGCGGAAGAUUCGGCUUGGAGAUGGGUGUUUUUCAUCAAUGCACCGCUCUGCGCCAUUGCUAUCAUCAUAGUGCUUGUGGCGAUGCCCAAAAACUUCGGACUCGAUCAACACAAGCCCUCAUUCAGAACGAGAGCGUCCUACCGAUCAUUUGUACAUCUGGACCUGGUGGGAUCCCUGCUGAUCAUCACCGGCUCGUUUCUGAUCGUGACCGUUUUCAAUGAGACCAAUCUCGCUUUCUCUUGGUCUUCAGGGGGCUCGAUCGCACUUCUUGUCUUGACAGGGAUCUCAUGGAUCGCUUUCUUCGCGUGGGAGAUCUACAUCUCCGAUAUUCCUGGGAAAGACCCGAUCUUCCCUAGGCGGUGGUUCCAAGACCGAGCGUGGAUGGGCAUCCUCUUCACCUCUUUCGUAACGGGGGCCCCUUUCAACGUGGUCCUGGUGUACGUUCCACAACAAGCUCAGAUCCUACUGAACAAGUCACCCCUCGACUCGGGUGUCUAUCUCAUCGGCUACUCUGCGGUGGCGGCGGCGGCGGCGGCGCUCAUCAAUUUUAUCAGUGCCAAGGGCCGCAUACCGUUUAUUUACUCGCUCCUAGUGGGGUGUAUCGUCCACACGGUCGGCAUUGGCCUGCUAUCGACCAUUGCCUCGACGGAGGGCUUUCACGCCACGGACAUUGUUUACGGUGUGAUCGCUGGCAUAGGGAUCGGGAUCAUCAUAGGCGUGCUGAUGCUUUGUACACCGUACAUUGUCGAGGACAGAGAUCUUGGGCGUCUUUUCCCCCACGAGCUGCACAUUCUCCUCGAGAACGUGGGACUCAUCAAUGGUCUGGGGACGGCGCUACAACGGGAGGUCAAGGAUGUGAUUGCAGCCAGUUACACGACGCAGCUUCGGGUCAUGAUUGGCUUUGCCGCCGUUCAACUGCCUGCGGUGUUAUUGCUGUUGCAGCGAGGAAAGCGGCCAUUCGCCGUGAAUAGAGAGUCGAAUGAUUAG